AUGGCGACGGGUGUCUUGCGAAAUUUCCUGCUCCGGGUGCCGUCCCCAGUCUAUUUCCCCCCUGAGGAAGAAGUGGAGGAUGAUGAUGAGGAGGAGAAGGGUUCCAUAGAUGAAGAAGAGGAGGAGGAAGCUUCGGACCCCCGGACGUCAGACCCUCAGGAUGCGACAGAGCGUCUGUUGAGGUUUGCCGACAUCAUCAGUCGUGAUGUCCGGCGAUAUUUUGGUCGAAGGGAGGUCCGGAAUGUUUACGACCAGGAACCUGUCGAUUCCGCUAGUGGGCGUCUGCGUUAUGACGACUUCCUGAGGCUGGCUGAGGUGACCCCGGGGGCGGCAGCCGAGGGGCGUCCCUCCUCAGAGCUGGGCCCACUAGCAGAGCUUUUUGAAUCCAGGGGGAAAAGCCAAGCCCGGCCUAUGAACGCCAGGCACCUGCCGCUUAGUUUCUGGACUGAGCCGGACCCCCCUGAUGGGGACGCCCGCCUACGGGACAGCCACACAAACUAUAGCCUGCACACGCUUGAAAACUCCCAACCUGACUUUAGCGACCUGCUGGCCAACUGGGAUCCCACAAUGGACGACACCAAUGUGCUGCACUGA
Messenger RNA from Nerophis lumbriciformis (worm pipefish), 594 nucleotides. The record is from RefSeq and is a predicted model, not a curated record. NCBI's taxonomy places the organism in Eukaryota, Metazoa, Chordata, Actinopteri, Syngnathiformes, Syngnathidae.